UAUUAAUCUUGUAUAAGAUAAGUCCCAUACAAGUAACGCAGAAUAAAAAAUAUUUUUAAUAAAAAAGUAAAAAGUAAUUUAUGCAAUAAUAAUACAUAGAUUCAAAUUGUUUCAAAAAAAAUCAAAUAUGUUAAUGUUAAAUACGACAUAUUCAUUCACACUUGAUCAAAAAAGGAAGAUUCACUUCUUAAGAGAAAAAAUCGAAAACAGCAAUGAUUUGAACAUCGGAAGUGAGGAUAUUUUCAUGUCAAAGUUUUUAUUCUACAGCAAUUGGGAUGUCGAAAGGGCUUUCGAAAAUAUAAGACGUUAUUAUGACUUUAAAGCUGAGCAUCCCAAAUGGUUGGCUCAUCAUACAGUGGAAUAUUUCCGUGAAGAGUUUCUGGACACUAAAGCGAAAUUCCUUAUGCCAUUGCCUGAUAAAAUGGGUCGACCCAUUGUAAUUUUUAAAUCGGUGGACUGUUUUAGCAAGUAUCCCAACUACUUGCAAGAUCUCAUUGAAAUGGAUGAUUUAGUGUUUGAAUCAUUGCUACUGAUACCUCAAGUACAGGAACGUGGAAUAACAAUUAUUUUCGACAUAAAUGGAAUUACCCGAAACUUUUUACCCAUGCUAUCACCACGUUUGGGUCGGUUGAUCAAUGAGAAAAAUAAAGUUCUUCCCUUUUCCCAAAGACACAUUCAUAUCAUACAAAGUGGAUUUCUAAUGAAUGCCGCCUCAUCUAUGAUAAUGCCAUUUUUAAGUCGGGAUUUUAAAGAGCACAUUUUCACACAUGAUGGAAAAAACUUUAAUAAAUUACGAGAUAUGAUUGGUUACGAAUAUCUACCAGCUGAAUAUGGUGGACCCAUUUCCAACCAAUUGAAUGUUGAUGUAUUACUCAAUCACUUAUUAAAGCAUUCCGAAUAUUUAUUAAAACUACAAACAUAUCACAAAAAAUGA
Lucilia sericata (common green bottle fly) is the source of this 934-nucleotide messenger RNA. Its product is annotated as retinaldehyde-binding protein 1. Gene Ontology annotation, molecular function: phosphatidylinositol bisphosphate binding. The transcript has 5 exons. The record is from RefSeq and is a predicted model, not a curated record. Lineage: Eukaryota; Metazoa; Arthropoda; Insecta; Diptera; Calliphoridae. Bases 128 to 934 code for a protein of 268 amino acids. Gene Ontology annotation, cellular component: membrane.